UAUUUCACACGAGGCAUAGCGUUUGAGGAUUACUAUUGUUAUUUAAACGUGAUAUCGUGGCAUCACCCACGGAUAACGAGCCCACGGAGUAUUUCCCUGCAUGGUUUGGUGGCGGCUCUGGAUUCGGAGGAAGUCAACCAUGCAGUCGCGUAAUCUGACACAUUCUGCCCCACUCUGAUGCGGCUGUUCGCUUUCAUGUCCAAUCCACGUACUUUUCGGUAUUUUGAUGUUUAAAAGGACCGGGGCUCGCUUCGUUUGCCUUCCCAUACGGCCGUAAACCCUACCAUGAGGAGUACAAGCGGUGCACUUUAGUCGCACAGGAGAGAAUCAUUCUUACCGUACCGUUUUAUCCUCGUUAUUUUUUUUAUUGUUUAGGAGGAAGAAUUGAGCCCGCCCGAUUGAUCGUUGUUUCCCACCUCUAACGCUUUCGGAGUUGAAUUAUCAACUUGGCAAUCGCUGAAGUUCGCGAGGAGCAGAGAAGACCGCGUUGGAUUCCGUCCUCGCGCGCUCGGGACCCACUGAAAGACUGUGACCCUAACCGAGGUUCAGACGUGCUGUCGCUUUAUUUAUUCUUGCCGUUUUUUUGGGUGGGCAAACUAGACCCAAAGCGCCGUUAAUCUCUUUGGAAAAUGCUUCUAAAUUGCCACUGGUGAGUGUCGGGGUGCUGCAGGGUGCCCGUGACGCAACGUCCAUCCCCACCACCACAGACUGGGUGAGGAGGAAGAGGGAUAUAAGGGUGCUUGGGUAUAGGCGUAGAAGGGCGUGAACUCUCUACUCAGUAACCUCCUUCCCAUUAAAACCCACCAGCCCAGUAUUUGUCGUGCACACAUCUGUUCCCCCUUGGUAAAGUCAUUCCGUCGCCGCCAUGGACCUCAAAACGGAGCCGGAAGAAAUGGAGUACAAGCAGCCGGUUCCCAUUGAAGUUUUCGCCAGCAGGUCCACGCUGCACGGGAUCUCGCACAUGUUCACUUAUGAGCGGAUGUGCGUGAAGCGCAGCCUUUGGAUUCUAUUCUUCUUGGGCUCCCUGGGAUUGCUGGUGCUCGUGUGCGUGGACCGCGUGCAGUUCUACUUCCAGUACCCCCACGUCACCAAGCUGGACGAGGUGUCGGCGCCGAUGAUGGACUUCCCGGCCAUCACUUUCUGCAACCUCAACUCCUUCCGCUUCAGCCGCGUGACGCGCAACGACCUGUACCACGCCGGGGAGCUGCUUGCCUUGCUCAACGGCAGGUACGAGAUCCGCGACACCCACCUGGUCGAAGAGAACGUGCUGCAGGUGCUGAAGGAGAAGGCGGACUUCGACAGCUACAAGCCGCGGCCGUUCAACAUGCGCGAGUUCUACGACCGCACGGGCCACGACAUCAAGGACAUGCUCCUGGCCUGCCACUACCGGGGCUCCGAGUGCAGCGCCGAGGACUUCACAGUGAUAUUCACCCGCUACGGGAAAUGCUACACCUUCAAUUCGGGCCAGGAUGGCCGCCCUCUAAUGGUGACGAUGAAGGGUGGAAUGGGCAAUGGCUUGGAGCUGAUGCUUGACAUUCAACAGGAUGAGUAUCUGCCAGUGUGGGGAGAGACCGACGAAACAUCAUUCGAGGCCGGUAUCAAAGUUCAGAUCCACACCCAGGAUGAGCCUCCUUUCAUUGACCAGCUGGGCUUCGGGGUGGCGCCCGGCUUCCAGACCUUCGUCUCCUGUCAGGAACAACGACUGACCUACCUGCCCCCACCCUGGGGGGACUGCAAGGCCUCUGCCAUGGACUCAGACUUCUUCAACACCUACAGCCUCACGGCCUGCCGCAUAGACUGUGAAACGCGUUACCUGGUGGAGAACUGCAACUGCAGGAUGGUUCAUAUGCCCGGAGAUGCCCCCUACUGCACCCCAGAGCAGUACAAGGAGUGUGCUGACCCAGCCCUGGACUUCCUAGUGGAACGGGACAAUGAUUACUGCGUUUGUGAGACGCCAUGCAACAUGACGCGCUACGGUAAAGAGAUGUCGUUUGUCAAGAUCCCGAGCAAGGCAUCAGCCAAGUACCUCGCCAAGAAAUACAACAAGACCGAGCAGUACAUUGCUGACAACAUCCUGGUUCUGGAUAUCUUCUUCGAGGCUCUGAACUAUGAAACCAUCGAACAGAAGAAGGCGUACGAGCUGGCAGGGCUGCUGGGUGACAUUGGGGGUCAAAUGGGCCUUUUCAUCGGGGCCAGCAUCCUCACCAUCCUGGAGCUCUUUGACUAUCUGUAUGAGGUGAUCAAGUACAAGCUGUGCCACUGCUCGAAGAAGAAGCACAAGCGGAGCAGCAACAACGACCGGGGAGCCGUGUUGAGCCUGGAUGACGUCAAGCACCAUGCUCCGUGUGAGAACCUGCGUACGCCGUCCACGUAUCCCGCCAACAUGCUACCUCACCACCCUGGCCAGGGCAACUUUGAAGACUUCACAUGUUGAGUGCAGCGCCUGGGCGCUCAGGGAACGAGGACUGGCAUCGUGUCGUCCAAAGCCAGAAACACAGAAUAACAGAACAGACUUUAAAGUCUUGAACAAGGGAGGCCAAGAUAAAUGAUACGAAACCAUAUUCAGAAAAACACAGACUUUUUUUUUUCAAAGAACUAAACAAACAAAAAAAGGAAUUCAAAUAAAAAAACUUUUUUCUUUUUUAAACAGAGGCUUGAAAGGGGGGGAGGACAUAAUUGCGACCUGACGUAGAUAUCUAUCGCGUCUCCCCGAAAAAACGCAGUAGGAGACAGUGUGUCGUUUGGCAGCACCCCCCCCCCCCCCCCACCCGUGGAUGUGACAUACUGCCGAUCACAGAGAAAAGUAUGUCAGAACACGGACACCCGUUUCCCACGGCAGACGUCGGGCGGUGCAGUUUACCGCCGCUCCGCCGCAGAAGACAGCUGAUGAAGAGCCACAUGCCUUUGUAUCCCCCUGACUGUUGACAGCAGCACCACCACCCCCCCCUCUGACUCCGUUAGAGAGUCAGAGGGGGGGGUGGGGAAGGGGGGGUGGGGGUGUAUCUAAAAAAUACAAAACAAAGCAAAAUUGCUUAUUCCAUUGUACGUAUGUAGCAAGAUGAGAGCCUGCGGCAAUUGUAGGAAGAAGAUUAAUUAAACACGGUGGACACGGUGUAGUGGGCGGCACUUAGCUCAUGAAUGUAUCUUUGUCCGUGAUUACAAGGUUCAGAUCAAAGCAUGAAGGGGGGACUAGCUGUUACCGUGUUUGGGGGGCUGACAGGUUUUGGUUUAGGACUGCAGUGGUGGUCAUAGACACAUCCUCCACCGUUGAAUUCGAAACAUAUGCUGGUGGAUAUAUCAGGUCUCAUCUUGUAAAUGCAUGCUUGUAUUCGUCCUGUGCAUGCAUUUCAUUGUUUUAUUAUUUUUUAUGUUUUUAUAGAUAUAAAUAUAUACAUUUGCCAAAUUUGCCUAAGUGAUAAACCGCAACAGGAAGAUGGUUUUGUGUGUGGGUGUGUGAGUGCGUGUAUGCCUGUGCGCAAGCACUUGUGUGUUAACACACACGUGUGUGUUUGUGCGUGUGUGUCUUGUGUAGUGAUUAGUGAAUCACGUAGCCACAUGCUCUUUGGUUUUAUAUGUUUAUUUUGAUUACAGAAAAACAAGCAGCAAUCUAUUUCAAUCUAGUCUUUUCAAUUCACCAUUCAAUGUUUGCCCAGUGAGCCAGAAAACGUGUGAGAGACUUCCUCUGCCCAACUUCAUUUCCUGGUAUCUCCGCUCUUGGGAUAGGCUGAGAUUGCCACGCUCACUGGAUUGGUCUAUUCCUUGGAGUACUGUUGGCCUGUUAAAAGUUCUUUAUCUGUGUGUUCUAGUUGCAAACGUCUUAUCAAAGCACAAUACCGCCAAUAUGUAGAGGUAAUGUAAAAGAAAUGUACUCUUCUUAUUGAUAUAUUGUCAUAUUGUCGACAUCAUUAUUUCUGUGUUGAUCAGAACUUUUUUUUGUAUUAUUUUAGCUUUUCUUUUUUCUUUUAUACAAAAACAAAUGUUGCCUGAUGAUCAAAUUUCCAUUUUCCAGGUAAUGGGCUAUUCUAUUUAGCUAACGAAACAUAAAUAUAUAAAAUCAUUAAUGGUAUUAAUGUUGAUAUUAUCAUUAACAUUAAUGUCAAUGUUCAUUUUAAUGUACUGUAUAUACGUAUCAUUUUGCAAAUUGCUAUUCUAUGGAGAUUUUAUUCCUAAACCUCAAUACACUAUGAAAGAUUUAAUUGCAAGCUGCUGUAUGAUUGGUGAACAGUUGCAAAGACACUGUAUUUGUAUUUUUCAAAUGAAGAUACCGUGCAAAUGUUCAUUUUUAUCACAUGAAGUAGCUCUAAAAAACGAUUAAGAACGCUAUAAUUCAUCAAGUACAUUUUGCUCGUAUUUUUCCCCAAGUGUGAGCUUAUCAAUUUUUUUCCAUUUAAUUAGCUUUCUCUGUAACAAUGUUGCUAAUGGCUUUGGGGGAAGGAAGCUAAUCUUUUAAUAAGUCAGAUAUUUCUUAUCUUUACUUAAACAGGUUGCCAGAGGUGGAUAUGAACAGCCUUUAGCCCCAACACCUUGUUACGAGACACUGAAGCUCUGAAAUAUAAUUACCCUUCCAAUCGAUGUGCGACAAGUGGAUGGAUGAGAAAAUAUCCUGUGAAGCCUUUUAUCAUCCUUGUCUGUCAGGAACCUACAUGGUGUUAAAGCCUCCUUAAUGUUCCACAGAACAUCUGCCACUACCAACUGGCCCAGUUGCAAUGGGUAAGUAGCUCAGUAAUGCAUCGUGUGAUCCAUGUGCUCAGACCUAGGCCUACUCCUAAAAAGCCAGCUACGCCUCCACUAAUGUGGCUUAAAACAGGUUCAUGCUGGCUUGUUUCCUCACUGACAGUUUUUUGCAGGUUAUCCAAGGACAAGGAGAGAACUUCCAUUUGUCCAUAAAAACUUUUCUUUUAGCGGGAAAUGAAACAUCAACGUUUUACAUCUGAUGCGAGCACACAUUCCCUUUCAUUAUUCAAUAUGUUAACCUCACGGUCACCAUUCAUUAAUAUGCUAGUAUUAGGCGGUCCUGCAGGAUAACUGCCGAGUCCUACACGCAUUUUUCUCUUAUGAAUUUCUACGACAUGAUUCUAUCAGUGAUUAGUAUUUUUUUCUCUGUUGUACCUGCCAAGAAGACAAAUUAACCAAGAAUAAAAUAUGAUGCAGUUAA
Molecule: messenger RNA, 5155 nt
Organism: Gadus morhua (Atlantic cod)
Lineage: Eukaryota; Metazoa; Chordata; Actinopteri; Gadiformes; Gadidae
Gene: asic1b
Product: acid-sensing (proton-gated) ion channel 1b
Exons: 11
Coding region: 866-2434 (522 amino acids)
Biological process (GO): sodium ion transmembrane transport
Cellular component (GO): plasma membrane
Molecular function (GO): ligand-gated sodium channel activity; pH-gated monoatomic ion channel activity
Source: RefSeq, a predicted model, not a curated record